AUAUGCGGUUUAAUUUUGAAAAGUUCAGGAACCGGCAAACUAAAGUGUCCCCAUGUGCCCAUGUUGUGAAAGGAAACGUUAGUGAGUGUUGGGUAAUUGAGGUACCUAGAGUUUUCAGUGUGAAACUUCGGCAAGGGAGUCAAAAGGAAAUCGGAUGGCUUCAGGAGAUAUUGAUCAGCUUACAGAGGCUCUGGCCAAGACUCAUGUUGGGGAAGAGCUUAGCUACAAGGGGCAGGGACGGAAGCUGAACGAUAAACAGUCAGUGGAAGAGAUAGUGCGGGAGAUAGAACAGUUCCAGGGCCUGAAGGCAUUGCGGCUUGAGGGAAAUACUGUUGGCGUUGAAGCAGCACAGGCCAUCUCCAAGGCUCUUGAGUCCAAAAAGGAUCUGCAGCGAUGCUACUGGAGUGAUAUGUUUACGGGUCGCCUUCGCUCUGAAAUUCCAUCUGCCUUGAAAUCACUAGGCAGUGCUCUGAUGAUGUCAGGGGCCAAGCUUACUGAACUGGACUUGAGUGACAAUGCGUUUGGACCUGAUGGCGUAAAGGGCAUUGAGGCCCUCCUCAAGAGCACUGUGUGUUACACUCUUCAGGCACUCAGGCUGAAUAAUUGUGGCAUGGGCAUUGGAGGAGGCAUAAUCCUGGCCUCUGCACUGACUGAAUGCUACAAACAAUCAAGUGCUGCUGGCUCACCUCUAAGGCUAAAAGUCUUUGUAGCAGGACGUAAUCGACUUGAGAAUGACGGCGCCACUGCACUUUCCCAAGCAUUUCAGUUGAUGGGAAGCCUUGAGGAGAUUCACAUGCCACAGAAUGGGAUUAACCACCCAGGCAUCACAGCUUUGGCCACUGCAGUGCAACACAAUCCCAAUCUGCGUGUGCUUAACCUCAAUGACAAUACCUUUACCAAGAGAGGUGCGGUAGCCAUGGCCCAGGCCCUCAGGCAAUUGUGCAAUGUACAGGUCAUUAAUUUUGGAGACUGUCUGGUGCGCUCUGAAGGUGCCAUUGCCCUAACAGCAGCACUAAGAGGACUGCCUGGUCUUAAGGAGCUGAACCUGUCAUUUGGAGAGAUUUCAGAAGCGGCAGCUCUGGUUGUUGCCAGGGCUAUACGGGACAAAGCUGAUCUGGAGAAACUAGACCUCAAUGGAAACUGCCUGGGGGAAGAUGGCUGCGAAGCUCUCAAAGAGGCCAUGGAAAGCAUGGGCAUGGGGGAUGUGCUUGGCUCGCUCAGUGAUGAUGAAGGGGAAGAGGAGGAAGAUGAUGAAGAGGAAGAUGGUGAAGAUGAGGAUACAGAGGAAGAGGAGGAAAAGGAGGAAGAUGAGCAGAACUGUAUCAAUGGGCUAAAAGAUGAAUGUAAAGGUGAAGGUAGCCCAGCAAAGGUGUCUUUAUGCAGUGCUGACUUCUUGUCCUUCCUUCAGUCCCCAACUUCAGAGAAACUGCUUAAUCUUGGUGCCAAGAGAGUUCAGCUCUUUCAGCAACAAGUGGAUUUUUCAGAUGCUACUAAAAUUGCAGACAUUUUCCUUCAGCUAUCCUCAGUAUAUAAAGAAGAUGCAGAAGUGAAGCAAGUUGUUUUUGAGAUUGCUGAUGCCCUGUUGAAGAAGGUGCUUUCCAGCCCUCAGUUUCAAACCUAUAGUUUUACCUCUUCACUGUUGGUAAAACUGGGGCUUUUAAAGGGUGAGGAGACGGCCAAGAAAGUAUGCAUCUUGCCUGGUCACCUACUUGCUCUGAAGCACUGUGUCGAGCAAGAAUACUUCCCUGUGGAUCAGGCCAGUGUUCUAGAGGUCUUUGUGUCUCGAAAUGGCAAAGUUUUAGCGUCAUGUCCCAAUGCUAGAGAUGACCUUAAAGCCACACUGGAGAAAAGGAUCUCUGCCUAGGACCCUGUUUUGACGCUGAGAACUAAUACAGGACAAACACAUGGGCCAAUUACGGGACCAGAAAUGCUUCUAGGGACUUCAUCUAUUAUUGUCUGUAUCCAUCCAAGUCAUCAGUUUUCUUUUGUUGGAGCAUUUGAAAUUUGACCAUAGUGAAGCAAGUCCUUGGAGACUGAAAUGUAGAAAGUACAUUGCAAACCACUGCCAUAUUACAAACAAAUUUAAUGUUAAAUUAUAUAUUUUUUGAAAAGAGUGACUUUGAAAAGAAGUGUGAUUCUACUGAGGUUUUUCUUUCAUUCACAGAUUCAGUCGUGGCUACCUGAAUAACAGCCCAGUUGCUGUUAAAGAGCUUUUUAGAUAUGAUGAUAUUUGAAGAUGAAUUUCUGUAUUUUGAAUAUGAUAUUCCUAUACUGUGUGUCAUAACAUCAACUGAUGCAGUAAGAGCACACCAACUAACUGAUUUAGGGGGAUUUCUUCAACUUGAAAUACAUUUUAUUUUUCACCUAACUUGUUUAUUGACUUUCUCAAAUAAUACCAACAAUAUGAACAAACAAUUGCUAUUUGGUCGGUGGCAGACUUAAUCUGAAGAAUGGAACAAAAAUAAAAAUGUUAAUGUUUUUUCCACCUGGAAAAAAAUAACUGUAAUUACUUUUUUAAAAAAAAUAUUGAUCUAUUUUCAUACAUAAAACAAAAACCUAAUAAAAAGUAUUGGAUGAGGGCUUUGUAGUAACAUUUAUUCUAGCUCAUGUAGGUAAUCUAAUUUAAGAAGUGUGACACAAGUCUUUACACACUGAUUUAUUUGACAAGAGGUGUCAAAUUUAGUAUGAAGUGAUGGUAGAAUUGGUGUUCAAAAUCUUUAGGGAACAGCUAGUAAAAGGGAACAGAAUAAAAUAUGAAAAACGUACCUCAAUAUGAUUUAAAUCUCAUACUUCUGGCUGUAUGAUUAUUAUACUCAUUGUGCUCUUUUGUUUUUAUAUUCACAUUAAACUGAUGAAUUGUUUUGUGAGGAAA
Molecule: messenger RNA, 2872 nt
Organism: Pangasianodon hypophthalmus (striped catfish)
Lineage: Eukaryota; Metazoa; Chordata; Actinopteri; Siluriformes; Pangasiidae
Gene: rangap1b
Product: Ran GTPase activating protein 1b
Exons: 16
Coding region: 155-1864 (569 amino acids)
Biological process (GO): nucleocytoplasmic transport; signal transduction; activation of GTPase activity
Cellular component (GO): nucleus; perinuclear region of cytoplasm; cytosol
Molecular function (GO): GTPase activator activity; small GTPase binding
Source: RefSeq, a predicted model, not a curated record